AAUUGGUGAAGCUAGGUGGCAUCCACUAAACAUGAAUGCCAUGUGUUGUUAUGAUUGUUAAUGUUUAACUCGAAAGUUGCACGAAGCAAAACGCUAUGUCGAAAUCGGUUCUUCCACAGUACUAACAGUCCGCACGUAUACUGAAUACUCUUCACAUAGCUGUUUCUUAAAUCUGUCUUUUAGCUAGCUCGGCAGUAAGUUAGCAAAGCCAGAAUGGCUGCACUGCGAGCAGCAAAGCAAACUUUGCGGAAAGAAAUAAAGCGACGUGUUGCAGCGCUGAGUAACGAGGAGAAACAACGACAAUCUCUUGUCGUUUCACAGAAGCUGUUCAGACACCCCAAGUAUGUGUCCUGUAAUCGGAUUGCAGUGUUCCUCAGCAUGGAUGAUGAAGUACUGACUAAUGAAAUCAUCAAAGAUGUGUUUAAAUGGGGUAAAAGCUGCUUCAUCCCCAGAUACAACAGCAGCAACAGGCAUAUGGACAUGCUGCAGCUCAACAGUCUGCAGGACAUGGAGAUGCUGCCUAUGACAUCCUGGAACAUCCAGCAGCCUACUGAGGAUGACCACAGCCGAGAGGAGGCCCUGGCUGCAGGAGGUCUGGACCUGAUCUUGAUGCCAGGCCUAGGUUUUGACAAAAUGGGGAAGCGUCUGGGACGAGGGAAGGGCUACUAUGACACGUACUUGGAGCGCUGCAUCAGACACCCUAAAGGAAAGCCCUACACCAUCGCCUUGGCCUUCAAAGAACAGCUGUGUCAGGAAAUCCCUGUCGAUGACAACGAUGUGCUCAUUGAUGAAAUCCUGUAUGAGGAUGAUGACUAGCGAGUCAAUCACCAGUGGUCAAUGUUUAAUUGUGCACUCUCAUUUAAUACAGAUACACACUUUUUUCACUGCAGACAUUUUGAUUUGUUAUGGCAGGAAGAGCUGAGGUGGAACUAAUGAGACCAAGGAUGGGCCUCUGGAAUCUCCUAUAGCAAUACAGCCAUCGUUAAUGUUAUUAUUUCCACCUAUGGUUUUCCUGCCAUGACUCAAAAUAUCGUCUGUUGUGGUAUCAUACAGGUUAAGCUGCUAAUUCAAUGGCUGUAUUGAUAAUGUGUGUUUAAGGUACUGAAACCUGAUGCUUUCUGUCAGUAUUCUGCUCCUAAUAUCAAGCUGCUGCUGUUGCUGUCAAGAGCUAUGAACAGGCAGGUUUUACUGAACACUAAAUACUUCAAAUGGAGAAUUCAAAUAUUAAUGGACAAUUAAAUUAAAAGAAGUGCAAAUAAAGUUGGCCUGUAUGUGUUUCAACAUAGGCUGAUGGACCCUCAUUGCCUUUACAUUCACGUUGUUGAAGAUCCUUCCACCUCAUUGUGACUGACAGCAUGCCACAGUGAAGCUCUUGCCCCGUUUUUGUAAGAAGAUUGGCAACUAUUUAGCAUCACUGCUGGAGCACAGAGGAGACUGACUGCGUUAUUACUAGUUGGCAUAUUGAAGCUGUAUGAAAGUUUAAUUAGUCAAGUAAUGCAUGCAGAUUCAAUUGCCCAUUUUGCCCUUUAAACUCUGUCUCACCCUUACUCUUUCCAAUCUAGUAAUGAGACACACAGAUGGUGAGAGAGUGACCUAGGCUGCGGUCGAAAAGUAUUUUUUUCUUAGGAAGGUUCAGACUGAGUGAAAUGAACUGAAGUAUCAGAGCUGCUCCACUUCUCUACAUGAUAAGGAAAGGAGUUUCAAUGCUUCCUAUCUCAUCUCCUUUAGCCUAGGAAACACUGGAGCUUCCUUUACAAAAGGAAAGGAGAAAUGCCGUCCCACAAUUCCUUGCUGCAGCAACAAUUUAAGUGAUGCAUCAUUGUAGUUUCACCUUGGCAGAGCCAAGUAAAUGUAGAAACAACAGAGAAACUGUUUUAUAUUUGAGACUCGAUCCAAAACUGAUGGAAAUACUCGUCUGAUUCACUGAAGCCCAAAUCCACAAAUAUGAAUUCUUCUCUUUGAAUCCAGUCAGGAGUCAUCAUGAAGAACAAGCAGAUUGAAUUUAUAGUCAACAAUAUCAUCAUCAUAAAAACAUAUUAUAGCCUGUACAUAAAUGUUGUCUCACUAAAUCCCCUCUCAUUGCGUAAAGACCUAAAAAUUAAUUUUAUCUACUUAACAAAUGUCAAAAGCUUCUAUGCCAGAAAACUAUAUACAAUUAUGUCUGAAUAUAAUUUAUUCUGAUCUCUUGCUCAGUUCAUUAUUUCUAUUUAAUUACUAUUUUAAUGGCUCAAC
This is a messenger RNA of Seriola dumerili (greater amberjack), 2232 nucleotides long. RefSeq names its product methenyltetrahydrofolate synthetase (gene mthfs). The coding region runs from base 214 to 816 and encodes 200 amino acids. Gene Ontology annotation, cellular component: mitochondrion. The record is from RefSeq and is a predicted model, not a curated record. Lineage: Eukaryota; Metazoa; Chordata; Actinopteri; Carangiformes; Carangidae. The transcript has 3 exons. Gene Ontology annotation, biological process: tetrahydrofolate interconversion; folic acid-containing compound biosynthetic process. Gene Ontology annotation, molecular function: 5-formyltetrahydrofolate cyclo-ligase activity.